ACUCCGCACUCGAUUCCCUUCACCCUCUCUCCCUCCCUCGCUCGGGCGGCCCUAACGGUCGUCUCGUCUCCACCUCCGCCUCGCCGGCCAUGGAGGAGGAGGACAGCGGAGAGGACCUCGUGCCGGAAGUGUUGGACGCAGAAGAGAACCCGGAUGCGGCGGGGGACGAGGACAUGCCGGACGUGGAGUCGACCGGAUCCAACGAGGACGCGCUGCCAGAGGUUGACCAGGGAGCGUUCUACCACGUCCUCAUCCGCAUGUCGGCCGCGGAGGUCAGGAACGCGGCCGCCGUCUCCAGGACGGUGCGCGACCUCGUCAGGACGGACGCGUUCCGCCGCGACCACCACCGCCACUCCUCCUCGCACAUGCCGCUCUUCUUCUACCGCUACUGGGAUUAUUACCUGCCCGCCGUGGUCGUCAACCUCUGCUUCGUCGACAUCGCCGCCCGCGUGGCCCGGAAGGUCAUCUACUUCGCCGACGCCCCCGACCCCCCUAUCCCCAGCUUCGACCCCCGCGCCUUCAUCAUCGAGGGCUCCUGCGACGGGAUUCUCCUCUUCUCAUACCGCUCCAGGCUCUACGCCUUCAACCCCUGCACGCGCCAUUGGGGGAACCUCCCGCCGCUCCACCUCACCAACGAAAUCGUCGCCUUCUACGGCCACGGCCCUUUGGACAACAGGGAGUACAGGGUGCUGUACCACCCGAUGGAAGGACAGUUCGACAGCAGGUACUGGAUCUUCUCCCCGACCUUCCCGGAUCAGCCGCCGAGAUGCAUUGGACGCGCGGUCAACAUGGAGGUCGUCGACCUCUCGCUCGAACGGGGGAUCACUCCUUCCUACGAGAUGCCGCCUGUCACCGUUGGGCAGAGGCUGCACUGGCGGCCGCAGAUUGGGCAGUACAACCACAACGUGUUGGUGUUCGACACGGUCGCCGAGGUGUUCGACAUGAUACCUCCUCCUCGUAUGCUAGAGGGCGAUCUGUGGGUUGAUGUCGACGGAGACCAGCUGCUUGAGAUCAACGACAAGCUCGCCAUGACCUUCAUCUCGCGGGAACGGGUGGAUGUCUGGGUUCUUCAGGAAGGGGAGGUUUGGGCGCACCAGUACCAGAUUCCGCUGCCAGUGCCUCAACUCGCCAUCUUUGAAGGCUAUGACGACGAAGGUUUCCUGUCCGCCGCAGUGUUCGCCGUGUCCGAGCAGCGGAAUGCGCUUGUGCAAUGCCCGGCCAUCAUCCUACACUGUGACACCGGGGGGGACGUGCUCAAGUUUUACUCCCGCACUGGCAACCUCACCGUCCUGUCCAGGUAUACGCUCCAGGAAAGCCUUCUCGAGCAUCCGUUCCUUCCGAUGCGCCGGAGCGAUAUAAAUCACCCUCAGUUCUUCCUCUAGGUGCAUAAGGUCCCGUGCUGUCAUGGUUUCCAAUUCUUCCCAAGAGACCUAGCUAUAUAGCAACCAGGUUUGCAGUUUUUCUGGAUCUAUGCUUUAGAUGCUGAAGCUAGCUUCCGUAGAUGUUAGAAGAGGCUUCAAAUUACCUGCGGCGAUGCAUUCGCAAGCUUGGCUUGUUGUUGAGUUGCUAAGUCAUUUUGGUACCAUGUAGCCGUAGCAAGGAUGCUGGUUGGGUUUCUGUUCAUACAGAUGCUCUCUGUUAAUCACUGAACCCUCGAUCAGAAUGAAUGAGAAGCUGAUUUC
Molecule: messenger RNA, 1682 nt
Organism: Oryza brachyantha (malo sina)
Lineage: Eukaryota; Viridiplantae; Streptophyta; Magnoliopsida; Poales; Poaceae
Exons: 1
Coding region: 90-1382 (430 amino acids)
Source: RefSeq, a predicted model, not a curated record